Messenger RNA from Enterobius vermicularis (human pinworm), 1395 nucleotides. The record is from the annotation of a GenBank genome assembly. Lineage: Eukaryota; Metazoa; Nematoda; Chromadorea; Rhabditida; Oxyuridae.
AUGGAAGAGGAACAAACAGAGGGUAAUUCCUGUUUUUACUCCAGUCACUUAAGGUCUCACACCUCUUCCGGAAGCGGUGGCGUCUCUAAUGGCACUACAACGUCAGAGGGAAGUGGAGGAGCAAAGGGUUACCGGCCUGAAGAGGCUGUUCGCACGUUUAGCUCAAAACUGACUGCUUACGAAAUAUCGGAAAUUUAUGAUUACCCGCGUGUUUACUUUGUUGGUUCUCAAGCUAAGAAAAGAGGUGGAAAUAUCGGAGGGCCAAACAAUUCAGGAUACGAUGACGAAAUGGGGAGUUAUAUGCUUGUUGCACACGACCAUAUUGCUUAUCGCUACGAAGUUUUAAAAGUAAUUGGGAAAGGAAGCUUCGGACAGGUAAUCAAAGCAUAUGACCAUAAGUAUCAACAAUAUGUCGCGUUAAAGUUGGUAAGGAAUGAAAAACGUUUUCAUCGUCAAGCAGAGGAAGAAAUAAGAAUACUGGACCAUCUUCGUCACCAAGAUCCAGACAAUACUUACAAUAUAAUACACAUGCUUGACUUCUUCAAUUUCCGUAACCACAAGUGUAUCACAUUCGAAUUGAUGAAUAUAAAUUUGUAUGAACUCAUUAAAAAAAAUAAAUUUCAAGGAUUUAGUCUUCAGCUUGUGAGAAAGUUCGCACACUCGAUUUUGCAGUGUCUUGAGUUAUUAAAUCGGAAUCGUUUAAUACAUUGUGACUUAAAACCGGAAAACGUUUUGUUAAAACAGCAGGGUCGUAGUGGUAUAAAGGUAAUCGAUUUCGGCUCUUCUUGUUUUGAUGACCAGAGAAUUUACACGUAUAUUCAGUCUAGAUUUUACAGAGCUCCCGAAGUAAUAAUGGGCGGAAAGUACGGCAUGCCAAUUGACAUGUGGUCUUUGGGUUGUAUCCUGGCUGAGUUGCUCACUGGUUAUCCCCUGCUUCCAGGAGAAGAUGAAAGUGACCAGUUGGCUUUGAUUAUGGAGCUCCUAGGACUUCCCCCUUCAAAAGUUACUGAUAAUGCAAAACGUACUCGAAAUUUUAUUUCGUCAAAAGGCUUACCUCGCUAUUGUACAGCUACUGUUUUACCGGACGGUUCUUAUGCUCUUGAGGGGGGCAGAUCAAAAAGAGGCAAAGUAAGAGGAUUACCAGGUAGUCGUACCUGGACGUCUGCUUUGAAAAGCUUGGGCGAUGAAUUAUUCAUUGAUUUUUUGAAACGCUGCCUAGAAUGGGAUCCUGAUUCGAGAAUGACGCCUCAGCAGGCUUUGAAACAUCCCUGGUUGAAGAGACGGUUACCGAGACCACCAGAUGGAUGUUCCAGUAGUAUUAGUACGUCAUCUAACGGUAUGUUGAACACCUCUGAAAUCACCUUUUUAUUACAUUCCUGUCUAGCAGCUAAGUAG